CCUACUGUGUGAGAGAACAAACCAGCUUCCUGUUUAAGAAACUGGGGCGAGAUGCUGUAGAUGGGUGUGAUAUACAUUUGGAAAAUCGUCAGACUACAUUACUAAGCAAGCGCUAACUUGGAAUCCUGAAGGGAAGUGGAAAAGACGAAGAUUAAUGAAGACGUUACGUUGAUAAUUGGAAGCAGAUAUGAAAAUGAUGAAUAAGAACUGGAAAGGAUUGUCGAGGACAGAGUUGAAUGGGGAAUGCUGGUGAACUGUCUAUGCUACUCCACGAGGAGUAACAGGUCUUCCAGUAGUUUGUGGGAUAUGCAAACGGUUGUUUUACAGUACCAAUUAACGAUCUAUUGAUGACUGAGAGCUGUAUAGCCCGGAUACGUGAAUUCAAUCGUGUUAUAUGGGGUGGAUCCAAUGUGAAGACAGAUUUGUUCAAACGUUGGUGUCAAGGAUUUUCAUUUAGCCCUGUUGAGUUUAGUGCUUUGGUACAAUCAACAGGUGGUCCAUGUGCUAUUAUAGCUACUACUCAAGCCACAAUUAUGUACGAGGUUUUGUUCAUUCGCAAGCAGAACCUAGCUGAUAUUACAGAUGUCGACAAUAUGGAAAUUCUACUGAGCGCGCUGUUAAGAAUAAUUCUAUUGGUCUCGAGUGAUCGCCAAAGCCAUUUUUGCUGGGUUUACUGGUGCGAAGAUGAAGAACCAGCGAGUUCUGAGUCCUCCAUUCAAAAUGAAAAAUGUGCCACCAGUGAUUUAAGUGCUGCCAAUAAGUCAUUGGAUUCUAAUAUAAACCAACUUGGAGAAUGCGGUUUCCAGAAAUUUAUUAAUGGUUUAAGAUGCUUCGAAGCGGAAACUGUCGAGGAACUCCGUGCAGUUGCUUUCUCGUUACUUCCUCAAAUAAAAUCAAAAUAUGGAGUAUUGUGCUUCCUUUAUUCUGUUUUGUUCACACAUGGACUUCAGUCACUUAUAAAUGAAAUGAAUGGUGAAAUGGAAGCUUUGAUUGAUCCAAUUCAUGGACAUGCUAGUCAGUGUCUGAUUAAUUUAUUAAUUACUGGAGAAAGCACGCCAUAUUUAUUCGAUGGUGAAAGAGAUCUCGGAGGAUUUACAUUGAAAGGUAUAUCCAGGCAACCGAAAACCGGUUUCUUGACUUUUGUUGAAGCAAUGAGAUAUUGUGAAGUGGGAUGGUUUUUGAAAAAUCCAUAUUACCCAGUUUGGAUUUUGGGAUCUGAGACACACUUAACCGUUUUGGCGUCGCCAGACAUGUCGUUGGUGUCAAAAAAUGUCAAGUCAGAAAUUAACUCUAUAUCAGGUUUACGCCAAGCUGAAGUUGAGUUUAAUUAUCUAAGCCCAGAUCAAGAUACUGGAGGUUUUAUCAGUUCGUCAGAUUUUGAAAAAUUACUGACCAAAUUACGUCUAUCUACAGGAUCCCAACAAGUAAAUGAUUUAGUUACAACACUAGAUCCUGAAGGUUUAGGAAUAAUUUUGAAGAAAGACUUCCUACAGUUCUUUUUUCCCGAAGAAAUGGCAAAGCACACCACUGAAGUUAUUAGCUUUCAGUUAAUCCAUUAUAAUGGUUUGGAACACUCUAAUACUGAUGGUCGGGUUCGAUACAGUAUUGGUGAAGCCCGCUUAAUAGAUCCUACAGAAGAGCUGAUCGAGACCCAACCUAUUGAUCAAAGUCCCAUACAGCAGUGCUUGGCAACAAAAUGGCCUACAAUACGAAUCAAAUGGAAACGUAAACAGAAGUCCGUCACUGAACUAA
Messenger RNA from Schistosoma mattheei, 1752 nucleotides. NCBI's taxonomy places the organism in Eukaryota, Metazoa, Platyhelminthes, Trematoda, Strigeidida, Schistosomatidae. The record is from the annotation of a GenBank genome assembly.